CCGUCCUGAGGGGCGCCGGUGCCCCGCAACCCCCGCAGCCCGCCCGGCGCCGGGGAGGGGGGAGCGCCUCGGCGGGGCCGGGGGUGGCCGGCCGGGGAAGAGGGACAGCCCUGCGGGCUCCGGGUUGACUCCUGGGAGCGGCUGCCGUGAAUGGUAAUUGGAUCCUACAGUUAAGAGGACUCUAAACCGUGAAUUUUAGGCACACUAUGUUGUUCGUAUCGUGGCCUGACUGAAGUUUCUAAGGAAUUGCAAUAAUGCUGCUGCAUUUCUGGGGUUUGAAGUGGCUGUGUGGUCUCCRUCACUAGCAGGACUCCAGCAGAUCCUCUUCUCCCAGAAACAGAACAUAUAUGAGGUGCUUUUCCUGCCCCUGGUCCCUCUCCUGAGACCUAAGUGCUCCAAGUGAGAUCAACGGAGGAACAUGUUCACUUCUCCCUUCUGGCAACAACAGUAUGCUUCCAAAGGAGAAAUCUGAAUGUUCUUGGAAAGUGAGCUCUAUGGGAUGGAACAUGAGGCUACCCAGCUAGAAAAGCAGCACGUGCACAGUGUGUAUGAAAACACAGCUGCCUACUUUAGUGAUCUGCAGACCAAAGCAUGGCCUCGUGUUCGGAACUUCCUGCUGGAGCAAAAGCCUGGAAGUCUCGUUGUUGACAUAGGUUGUGGAACUGGAAAGUAUCUCAGUGUCAACWGUCAAGUGUAUAAUCUGGGCUGUGAUUACUGUGAAGCACUGGUAGAGAUUGCAAGGAAGAAAGGUGAUGAAGUUCUGGUGUGUGACAACCUUAACCUUCCCUUUAGGGAUCAGUGCUUCAAUGCAGUCAUUUCAGUUGGAGUGAUACAUCAUUUCUCAACUAAGCAAAGAAGAAUCAAAGCAAUACAGGAAAUGGCAAGGGUAUUGAUACCUGGAGGUCAGAUAAUGAUUUAUGUUUGGGCUAUGGAGCAAAAGAAUCGUCGCUUUGAGAAACAAGAYGUGUUUGUUCCAUGGAACAAGGCCUUGUGCUCACGCCAUUUUUCAGAAUCAAAUCAGUCUGGAGAUAAGGGUGAGUUUGUGCCUGCUGCAAAAGGCCAAGACAUGCACCCUGCACAGCUUGUGAUCUCUGAGUGCAGCUACCAAACCAAUCUGCAGCCAGAAACUGAUUCCAAACAGUCCCUCAAUGUGGGCCAUUGCUUACCCAGAGCCUGCUGCAUGAAAAUUUCUGAAGAAGAAAACAGAUUUUACAGUGCUCUAGGAAGAUCUUUCCGCUCAUGGUUUUUCUCUAGAUCMCUUGAUGAAUCAGCCCUGAGAAAGCAAAAUGACAAAAUGAAGCAYCUGAAACACAACGGAGUGUGGGCAAACAGUACCGUACCCAUUGAGCAUUCGCGACACUGCAGUUUGGAUUUGGGUCACCAUGGGACACUGUUAAAUGAACAAAGUUUAGAUGAUGAUGAUGUGUUCGUGGAAAGCCUGUCUCUCAAAAAACCAGAGUGGUCUCCUGCCACAGAUGCACUGAAGGAUUUAAGUUUAAAUGGAGGACCCCAAAGUGUGGCUCAGAGCAGGGGCGACAAAGCUUCAUUUCUGAAUGGCCCAGUGGAAGACAGGGACUGCAUCUGUGGCUGUAGUAAAGAUGGUGCUGGUAAGUCUGAUGCCAGCAAGAUUUUCAAAAGAACUUCAACAACUGACUCCACUGACUCGGCUUUGGAUUCAGCAGUGUCUGUUGGGGACCAAACUGAUGCCAUGUUGGAUACAAAAGCCUUCAUGCGUUACUACCAUGUUUUUCGGGAAGGGGAGCUGUGUUCUUUGGUAGCAGAGAAUGUGCCUGAGCUUCAGAUACUUUCUUCCUGCUAUGACCAUGGAAACUGGUGCAUUAUUGCAGAGAGAAGAAGAACAUAGCAGUGAAGAGAACAAAGCAGAAUCCGGUGACUGAUGAUUUUAAGCUGUUCAUUGUGUUACUGUGAUUGUGCAGUGUGACAUGGAAUUUAAAUCUUGUAGUUGUGUGCCAUUCAUCUUUGAGUUACUUUCUCUCAACUAUUUAACUAGCUAAUGCAAUGCCUGUAUAUAGGAAUGUAAGCAGUAGGCAAUAUUUAUGUUUUGUUAAACUUUUACGAAGUUAAUACUGUAGAAUUUUAUAUUGCUUUUAGGAAAUAAUUGUGUUUUAAAAKGUACUUUUCUAUUGAGAAAUAAAACCUUUUUUAUAAGACAAGGAUCAGGGCAUAUUUUAUGAGAAAUAACCUCUCAGCAGAAAGUCUUGUCYUUAUUCUUCAGAUGCUAAAAGUGUGUCACAUUGCUCCGUGUUCUUGAAGUCCUAUAAAUGAGACACAGGCACUAUGUCUACAAUUGACUGUACUUGACUGUCCCCUGGUAGAGUGCAUGCUGCAGAACUGCAAGCAUGGUCCCAGUGCUACUUAGURGGGAGUAGAGUUGUUAAUAGGCAAAAACUAUGUACCAAACAAGCUCAGCAUAUUCUGUCAUUCAGUGUUUGAAUUUGGGAGCAAAUGACAGCGCAGAUUUUUGACAUUUUUUACUUUUGUUUUAAAAAUAAUUUAAUUAUUUUCUCAGGUGUGGGUGAAGUUCUAURUGUUACCUCUCACAAAUACUUUAAUUUCCUUUGCUGUAGUUUCUCAUUGGUUAUGAGUAUAUAAAAGUCGGAGGGAUCUGCACAGAGUUACUCCAUUCCUAGGCUUAAUUCAUAGUCASUGUGUGCAGGGCACAUCUUCAGCUGGUGUGAUUUUGUGACCUUUAAAGGAGCUGCUCAGAUUCACACCCCUUCCUCCCCCCCCAAAAAAAAAAAAAAAAAAAAAAAAAAAGAAAAAGAGUCCUGAAACCCUUUUUGUUGCAGCAGUUUUAGAGAUCUACAUAAUUGUCUGCCCUGUUAUUGAGCUAGUAGCUUUUGGGUUUGUUCAGUGGAAGAGAGGCCCUGAUGGGGCUGAGUAUUUUUUGAAGUGGCUUCCCAGCUGUUAAUUGCCACAUGGUAAUGUAUUAUAGAUUUAUUUACUGGAACAAUGUCCAYGAGCAAUCAUUUUUGUCUUCCUCAUAGCUUGGGAUCCUUGUACUUGAUCCUUCCUGGGUCUGUACCACUURCACUCCUCAUGGGCCUUUGAAAAGUGUGGCCAAAGAACCAUACGUUUUCUGAAAUGUUAUUCCCCUCUAAAUGUUACUUUCAGUGCAGCCUGGGGCAGUGGAUUUCAGUUGCUGUGUGUGAGCCAUACUUCAGAAAAUGGGCARUAUUCCCUACCUGGCUGGGUGCAGCUGCUCCUGGCUGAAGGGGCUGCACCUGCUGCAUCCUCAGGCUCCAGAUUUAGACAAUUAGUGCCAAAGUACCCAUAUUGCAGAGCCAGCAUGGAUUGCACUGAGCUCCACACCGUAUUUACAAUGUGCUUGUGUCAGACAGGGGAGGCCUGCCUCUUCUGUUGGGAAUUUCUGGACGAGCUUGUGAAUUGUAGAAGACAGCUGCUUCCAGAUAAAGUAUGCCAGUGGAUAKUCAGCACUCCYGGAUUCUGGGCUGYAUUUAAGAAAAAGGUAGAUUAUUARCAUYCUAUAUCUAAUUCUGAAACUUCUUCCCCAAAUGCCAGCAUGCAGAAACUUAGAUACAAUAAUAUUUAGUAAGUAUUAUAUAUCUUAACUGACAGAUGGGUUUAUUUAAUUGGGAGAAAGAACACCACAAUUUUGUUAUCUGCACUUCUGCAGUCUGACUGUGGCUUGUUCGGUGUGUAGUUAAGGAGACUGAUGAAAUUUGGGGUAUGCUGAGAAAGGUAAGUUUCCAUUCUCUUUAGGCUUACUAUCCUUGCAAGAGACUGAGUCUGUGCCAGACUCUAGUGAAAAAUUCUCUAUCUGCUGUUAGAAUAAAAGCUGUCACCUCAAAGCUACUAAAGCACUUUAAAUCACUUUUGUGUUUGUAGACUUCCCAUGCAUUGUUUGGUUUGAGGUUCUUGCCUGUGGAUGCUUUUCACAAAUACUUAUUUCUGUAUUUAAUUUUCUCUUCGUUUCAGUUGAUGCUAAGUUUGUAUUGUACUCUUAUAAAUUCCUGGGAGAAGGAGAGGGGAGGUUUGGUGAGUGGCUUUUUGUUUUUCCUUCCCAAAAUACUGUUUUCCUCUGAGGAAGUACCAUUGCCAUGUAACAUAAUCUUUAUGGACUGGGGUCAGUCAGCUGAGGUCAUGACUGUGAGGUCUGCACAGCAAACCUCUGUUCUUGUGGGCAGUCUCCCAUCUAUUUCUGGAGGCUGCCUAGAUCUGUAACAGCUUUAUCAUGUUGUAAGCCAUAUUACCUCACUCAGAGCAUGAUGAAGGUCUCUCCUGACUGGUUUCUCUUUUGAGGCAGCCUGGCCUAAGCAAAAGGURAUUUCCAGCAGAAUCCAUGUGAUCAAAGACUUUAAUGGCUUACAGGCAAAGUUCAUGUGCUCAGAGUGGUGGAUAUACCUUUGAAAAAUAUAACAAAUGAAUUAAUAAGUAAAUAAAACCCAAUUGUCCUCUGAAUGUUUAAACUUUCAGCAAUAUCCUGACUGAGAUCUGACUGCUAGAAAAUAAAAGGCAGAUGUGCUUUUACAUUGCUUAUCUGAUGAGUGGGCAAUAAUCUCAUCUCUAUWUUGCUGAUAACAAACCUGCUUCUGACUUUAGUGAGCUAUGAUGGCCUCUAAGCUCUUAUGUGGCACUUAGUGGCACRUGGAGAAGUUUUGAUGACAUGAGAAAAAUGUCCUUUGUAAUUUUUACAAAAUUAAUUGAGGUGGAAUUUCCUGUGCAUUAGUUUCUGUCCAUURCCUCUUGUCCUAAUGCUUGRCACCACAACUGCAAUAAAAAWUACRUUGAACAGACUUGUUUUUGCRGGACUAAUACAGUUGUAAUAUUUGGUAAAUAUUUUUAUUAGAAGUGAACWAGUGUUUUUAGUAGAAGUCAACAAGUGUCAUUUUUUUUUGUACUAACAGUGGCAAAUUUAUUUUCUUUGAAGCUCAUUGUAUAGGUAUUUUAAAAUCACAGUUGAAAAACGAAAGCUAAAACAUUCUAGCAGACUUUUUUCUUAUUUUUAUAAGAAAAAUUGGUACUUGUUUUUAUACAGAUUGCUUAUGAGCCUAGCUCAAAAUGCUGAGUGAAGAGUUGUGUAUGUUCCACCAACAACAUAUUGAUGUGAACUGGGUAGGUUCUGAAUAGAAAUAAUAGUUCUGAUUCUGCAUCCUCUCUGCUGCAUCAUUUCUCCAUCAGAUUGCAUUCCUGUCACUGUUGGGCUGUAUUAGUAUUCCAGGAAAAGUAAGUAAUAUA
Messenger RNA from Malurus melanocephalus (red-backed fairy wren), 5220 nucleotides. It is a transcript of the gene TRMT9B, whose product is annotated as tRNA methyltransferase 9B (putative). Lineage: Eukaryota; Metazoa; Chordata; Aves; Passeriformes; Maluridae. Gene Ontology annotation, biological process: tRNA wobble uridine modification. Gene Ontology annotation, cellular component: cytoplasm; nucleus. The transcript is spliced from 7 exons. The record is from RefSeq and is a predicted model, not a curated record. Gene Ontology annotation, molecular function: S-adenosylmethionine-dependent methyltransferase activity; tRNA binding. Bases 473 to 1864 code for a protein of 463 amino acids.